UCACGAGGGGGCCAAUGAGAGUUCGAGCAGGACCGAUUCUGCUCAACAGCUUGUUAUUGGGCUCGUCGCUGGCGAUCCGCUGUGAGUCCGGGCUGAGAGGAGGGGGCGGAGCGGGGCCGCGCUCAGCGCCGCCGCUCGCGGGGCUGUCGUCGUCGCGGAGGGGACUGCGGCGCCGAGCCGAGCCGAGCCGGGCGCUGCCCACUUCGCUCUGACUUUCCAGCGCUUCCCUGCCUGGCUGCGGCGAGGACAAGGCUCGGAGCUGGAAUCCUUCACAUAACCGGUAAAAAUGAAGGCAGCGGAUGAGCCUGCCUACCUGACAGUGGGAACGGAUGUCAGUGCCAAGUACCGUGGUGCCUUCUGCGAGGCAAAGAUUAAGACAGUGAAAAGGCUUGUGAAAGUCAAGGUGGUCCUGAAGGGGGAUAACUCAACUCAGUUAGUUCAAGAUGAUCAAGUGAAAGGACCUCUAAGAGUUGGUGCCAUGGUUGAAACCAAAAUGCCCGAUGGAUCCUUUCAAGAAGCUGUUAUCAGCAAGUUAACAGAUGCUAGUUGGUAUACUGUAGUUUUCGAUGAUGGUGAUGAACGGACCUUGAGACGAACUUCAUUAUGCUUGAAGGGAGAAAGGCACUUUGCAGAAAGUGAGACACUCGAUCAACUGCCACUAACCAAUCCAGAGCACUUUGGAACUCCAGUUAUUGGGAAGAAAUCUAAUAGAGGAAGGAGAUCUUCUCUUCCUGUAACUGAAGAUGAAAAGGAAGAAGAAAGUAGUGAAGAAGAGGAUGAAGAUAAAAGGCGUCUCAAUGAUGAACUGCUUGGCAAAGUUGUGAGUGUGACAUGCAAUUCUGAGAAGGCAGACUGGUAUCCAGCUUUGGUUGUAUCUCCCAGCUGUAACGAUGACGUCACAGUGAAAAAGGACCAGUGUUUAGUCCGAUCCUUUGCUGAUUCCAAAUUUUACUCAGUAGCAAGAAAAGACAUUAAGGAACUAGAUGCUUUAAACUUACCAAAAUCGGAGUCCUCCCCUAAAAAAGCAGGGCUUCAGGAAGCAAGCACAUUUCUCAGCACAAAAGUUGUUCCUCGGAACUGGAAAAUGGACAUAAGUGAAAUUAUGGAGUCCUCUAGCAGUGAUGAAGAAGAUGGAGCUGCUGCAGAAACGGAUGAAGAGGAAAUAAAAAGAGAAGAGAAAAACGAAGAAGUAACGCCCGAGGAAGAGCUUGAUCCUGAAGAGAGGGACAACUUCCUCCAGCAGCUCUAUAAGUUUAUGGAAGACAGAGGUACUCCUAUCAAUAAACCACCUGUUCUGGGCUACAAGGACCUUAAUCUCUUCAAACUUUUUAGACUGGUAUAUCAGCAGGGUGGGUGUGACAAUAUUGAGAGUGGUGCUGUAUGGAAGCAAAUUUAUAUGGACCUUGGCAUUCCUAUUUUGAACUCGGCUGCUUCGUACAAUGUAAAAACUGCUUAUAGAAAGUAUCUUUAUGGUUUUGAAGAGUACUGCCGUUCUGCAAACAUUCAGUUUAGGACCAUUCAUCACAAUGAACCAAAAGUGGUAGAAGUCAUACAGAAACACGAGGAACCAAUGGAGGAGAGUGUGAAAGAGGAGCCAAAAAUGCCUCCAACAGAAGUUAAAAAAGAAGCAGAAGAAAAUUAUUCCAGCAGCGAGAGUGAAAAAGAAGAAAUAGAACUAAGAUCCCCAAGGGGACGAAGACGGCUUGCCCGUGAUGUAACCCCUGCAAAAAAAGAUAACGAAGAUGAUAAAACACAAGACAAAUUAAAAGACAACAACAAGGAAAAUAAAGAUAUAGAGGAAACACUCGAGAAUGCGGAAAAGAAAGAAAAUGAAUCUCUGCUAGGGAGAAAAAGUACACCAAAGCAAAAAGAGAAAAAGAUUAAAAAGCAGGAGGAGUCCGAUAAAGAGUCAGAUGAAGAUGAAGAGAGGCAGAGGGAGAGGGAGGAGAUUGAGAACAAAGGAGAAUCGGAAGGUGAAGAGGAUGAGGAAGAUACAGAACCUUGCCUGACUGGAACCAAAGUAAAAGUAAAAUAUGGACGUGGAAAGACUCAGAAAAUUUAUGAAGCCAGUAUUAAAAGCACUGAGACUGAUGACGGAGAGGUUUUAUAUUUAGUGCAUUACUAUGGUUGGAAUGUAAGAUAUGAUGAAUGGGUGAAAGCUGAUCGGAUUAUCUGGCCUGUGGACAAAGGAGGACCAAAGAGAAAACAGAAGAAAAAAACAAAAAAUAAAGAAGACAGUGAAAAGGAUGAGAAGAAAGAUGAGGAGAAACAAAAAUCGAAGCGUGGGCGACCUCCUCUGAAAUCUACUCUUCCAUCAAACACAUCUUUAUCCAAAACACCUAAUAGUGAAGGUAAAUCAGGAGCCAGAAGUGCACGGAACAACUUGUCAGAUUCCUCACCUUUGCCAAAUGGAACAGAAGCAACACCUCGCAGGCAGACAAGACGUAGCUCAGGAAUGUUUGAUUCUGAUAAAGGAUCAAACGACUCUGGUUCAUCUGACAGUGAGGCAGACGAGUCAUCUGAGAAGAAUUUGAACGAAGAAUUUUCUCCAGAAACUUCAGAACUGGAAAGAAAUGAAAAACUAAAUGAUGAGAAGCUAGAUGAGGAAAGCCCAAAGAUUCCUCACGCACUGAGGGAAAAUGACAGGACUCAAGUGCAGCCAUUAGAAAUCCUGAAACUGGAAGUCGAAGAGAGUGAACAAAUCGUUCAGAUUUUUGGAAACAAAACAGAGCAAGUGGAAGAAAUCAAGAGGGAAGCUGAAAAAUCACCUAAAGGAAAAGGGAGGAGGAGCAAGACAAAAGAUCUCUGCUUGGAGAAUGCAAAGGUUUCUCCGGGAAGUCAAGAAGAGGUGGCUAAUGAAUCUCUUACAGAAAAUGAAAGGUUAGACAUGUCUUCCUUGGACUGUAAAGAGAUUUCCAGCACUACUGAAACAGAAACGGAACCUUCCACAAAAGAUAAGAAGCUUCUGAAAAGGAAAAUUUUGGAGCAGGCUUCUCCUGAGAAAAGAAGUCGACGAGAGAGUGAGAUGGAAGUCCCAAAUAUUGUAUCUGAAGAGAGGACCAAUGAAUGUACUGGGGCAGAGGAAUGUAGAGGACCGAACGCCGAAGAGUCACAUAGAACUGAAAAUGAAGAGAUGCCAUCCCUCGUGGCAGAGUCAGUUCAGCACGGUCAAGAGCUGAGGAGCGAGAGCUUUGAGUGUCCGUCUGAAGAGAAUGGGAACGUUCCCUUGAAAGAUGAGGAUGAUGCAAUGCCUCAGAUCGGUCCGGAAACUUUGCUCUGUCACGAGGUAGACUUAGAUGACUUGGAUGAAAAGGAGAAGAGCAGUAGUGAAGAUACAAUAUCAGAAAAGCCAGACCCUACUGCUUCAAACUCCAAUCCGUCUGCCUUACCCGCUGCUGUCCAGUCGAGCUUCUCAGUGGCCUCACCCCUUACACUUAGUCAGGACGAGUCCCGCAGUAUCAAGAGUGAAAGCGACAUGACCAUUGAAGUGGACAGUGUGGCAGAAGAAUCUCAAGAAGGGCUCUGUGAGAGCGAGUCUGCGAAUGGAUUUGAAGCCAGCACCACGUCCAGCAAUUGUAGUAUAGCAGUGCAAGAAAGAGACGCGGGAGAGAAGGGUCAAAAAAGAUCCAGUGACAGCAAUAGUGGAACACUGGCAAAAAAACAGAAGCGUACUCCAAAGCGAACAAGUGCUGCAGCCAAAAAUGAAAAGAAUGGAACAGGACAAAGCAGUGACAGUGAAGACCUUCCUGUCCUGGACAGUUCCAGUAAAUGUACUCCUGUAAAACACAUAAACUCAUCAAAACCACAGAAGAUUUCUCGAUCACCUGCAAGAGUGAUUUCACCUCACAUCAAAGAUGGAGAAAAGGAUAAACACAGGGAGAAACACCACCACCAGAAUUCUUCACCUAGAGUAUACAAAUGGAGUUUUCAACUCAAUGAACUGGACAACAUGAGCAGCACUGAAAGGAUCUCCUUCUUACAAGAAAAGCUACAGGAAAUCCGAAAGUACUACAUGUCUCUGAAGUCAGAAGUAGCCACCAUAGACAGGAGAAGAAAGCGGUUAAAAAAGAAAGACAGAGAAGUGUCUCAUACAGGAGCAUCCAUGUCAUCUGCUUCAUCAGACACUGGAAUGAGUCCGUCGUCGUCCUCUCCUCCACAAAACGUGCUUGCUGUAGAAUGCAGGUGAUACAUGCUUCUCUGCCUUGCCAGCAGCUUGCUGCCAUGGACUUCAAUCCUGACAUUCAGCCACAGAAAGCACUCAACUGGUUUGACAUUGCCAAGUAUAUCCUGUACACACUUCCACUGCUGGACUGUAUCUGUUCUCCCCUCCUACCCUCUCUUUUGUUGUUGUUGUUGUUUUGUUCUGUUUUUAAGUUACUGCUCGGAGGAAUUGAGCUCCUUGAAGGUUUGUAGGCACAACGUGACAUGCUCGUCAACGUGUUUGUUUUUUGUUUCGUUUUUGUUAACGCAGAGCAAGGGCACUUAUCAAAUUUGAAAAGUGAUGUCCAAUGAAGCAUUCAGGUGUUCUCGGGUAAUCUUAGAAAAGCAAGUGCACCAGGUAGAGACAUCAGAGUAUUAUCCAAAUGAACUGAGCAACUGCUGCACUUUCACCGAGCGGUGUGCGAACUCUCGGUGAGUAGUUCCUCUUUGUGGAAGCACUUGCUAUGCAGAACUGCCAAAGUACGUGUUCAGCAACGUGCCCAGUUUUAAAGGUGUAAAUGGGACAAAAUAAAUUGUGAAAGGAAGUGUAGUUGACUGAAAACUACAGUUGUAAUAAGUCUUCCACUUUUUAUAGGAUUUUUGAGCACACAAUUAUGCAAAUAUUUUAAUGUUUAUUAAUGUUUACAGUGGAAUUGUGAAUAGGUUUUCAGUGGACUAUCUUAUCCCUUGACAAAAAUAUUUUGUCUUUUUUCUAUGUAAUUUCAGAGUUUUUAUUUUGUUACAAAAAGACGAAAAAUGAAUAUAUAACAACAAUGAAGUUAUUUAACAAGAUUUCUAAAGCUGAAAUUUUUGUGUAAAAUAAGGUAUCUUGCAACUUGUUAAAUAUAUUUAUUCAGACAUUGGAUGUUGUAUUUUUAUGUAUUUUUUAAAAUAUUAAUAAAAUUGGAAAAAAAAAAAAAAAAUCCAACAACCAACCAACCAAACUAGGUUAGUUCACUCUUUCCAUAAAACAAACCUAUCAGUUGUGGCUCUCACAGGAGGAUUUACCCGUGCCUGCAUUGGAACGGGCCCGGCGUCGUGUCCUCCCCCCACGCAGGUCUGUAAGCGGGCAUCUGGAUUCAGCUAUGGCUUUGGUUGGAAACUUUGGCAGUCCUACUCACAUCGUUUGGAGGAACAGGAUUUACUGGGUUGCCCUUCGGAUACUUUUGUCACGAGUUCUUAUGUUUGCUAUGCUGCCGAAUGAAUUUCUAUCUCCCAAAGUUGAGAUGCAACGAUAACGUAAAGCAACUGUGUAUGCUUUGCCUGUGGAUUGUCCCACAGGCGGAUACAGUUUGUAAAUAACUCUUCCAAAACCAUGUAUUUAAAGCAGUUUGCAUAUACAUUAUGUAUAAAAGUGAUUUUUUAUCGAUUUUUUUAUUCAUGUUUGUACAUUGGAAGGGGUCCUUAGCCCCUUUUUCUGUGUUUAAUAUGCUGUAGACUAAUAACAUAGACGCUCUAGACUGUAUAUCGGGGUAUUCUGGUUCACACAGCAGCAAGUCAGAACGGAACACUAGCGAUGGAGUAGCAUUACUAAAAUCAAUGUUUCUUGAAAUCUCAUUUUACAACAUUUGUCAACUUGUGAUUCCAAUUCCUUCCAUUUUUGCAGAAAAUUAAAGAAAAAGUACUCUUGUAAAUGGCACUUUUUCUGUCUUUUCUUAAGCAAAGCAGAACUAUUUCAAUGUAAGGUAAAUAUGGAGCUCACCGGACAGCAUUAAUAAAGGCCAUGUUUUAAACAUA
Molecule: messenger RNA, 5937 nt
Organism: Numida meleagris (helmeted guineafowl)
Lineage: Eukaryota; Metazoa; Chordata; Aves; Galliformes; Numididae
Gene: ARID4A
Product: AT-rich interaction domain 4A
Exons: 25
Coding region: 287-4186 (1299 amino acids)
Biological process (GO): regulation of transcription by RNA polymerase II
Cellular component (GO): nucleus
Molecular function (GO): transcription cis-regulatory region binding
Source: RefSeq, a predicted model, not a curated record